UCCAAAAUGGCGUUGGUCUGCUGCAAGCGUUUGUGAUUUUCUGCAAAUAUUCUGUGUUAAUUUUGUUGUAGAACAUAAAAACAAUGGCCGGUUUUACCGAAAAUGCGUUAAUACGUAAAUUGCAAGAGCUGAAUUCGAGUCAGCAAAGUAUUCAGACUUUAUCUUUAUGGUUAAUUCAUCACAGGAAGCACCAUGCCGCUGUCGUAAAAACUUGGUAUAAAGAAUUAUUAAAAGUUAAAGAUGGGAAGCAGUUGACAUUUAUGUAUUUAGCCAAUGAUGUUAUUCAAAAUAGUAAAAAGAAAGGUCCUGAAUAUGGCAAGGAGUUUGGGGAAGUUCUCGAAGAUGCUCUGAAGCAUAUGGCAAAGACUGGAAUUAACACUAAGACAAAACAUUCUUUGCAUAGGAUAUUAAAUAUAUGGCAAGAGAGAGGUGUAUAUGAUGCUCAGAAAAUACAGGAACUCAAAGUGGCUGUGGAUCCAAAUGACGCUGAGCCUAUAAAGGCAAACAAACGAAAAUCUGUAGACGGGGAACCAAAGGAUCCGGAGAAGAAGGCAAAAUUAGAUUCUAAGAAAAAUGACAAGCGGGAGAGACGCCGUAGUGAGACUAAAGUAGAAGUAGAUGGACAGAUUGAGACACACACCACACUUAGCCCAAAGACUCCACCCGGAGACCCUCCGGAACCAGAUGAGUUGAUUAAGGCGCUCCUAGAGUUAGAAUCAAGUGCUUCCAGCGACGAAGCGGUCCGCGAGAGAAUCGCCUCCCUGCCCCCCGAAGUCUCUGAAGUGCAAUUAUUGUCUAAGUUAGAAGAUAAAGAAUCGGCGCUCGCCCUCAGCGCCAUAGUCAACUCCGCGGUAGAGCUGCUGGCCUCGUACAACCUGCGGCUGACGGAGGAACUGGAGAAGAGACGGAAGGUGGCCGCCAUGUUGCGGGACUUCGCGCAGGCGCAGAAGGACCUCGCUAAGCAGGCCGAGGCGCGCCUCGAGAGUUCUGCAUCGAAGACCGCGACAGAUUCGGUGGAUUCACAAUCAACAGAUGUGCCUUUGGUGGCAGACCGUUGGACGAACAACAUAAAUUACCGUCAACUAGUCGUCUCAUCAUGCGUAGGCAUCCUUCAACUGUGGUGGCACCCAUACCUCUUCGACCUGAGGAAGCUACUGCCCUUCGUGUUUCUGUACAACGUGUUCAGCGUCGUGAUUGGCUACCCGAUGUUUUAUUUGGAGCUGGGGAUCGGAGUGGUGACUAAGAAGGGGGUUAUGAGCUCUUGGGACUUGUCGCCUGUUGCUAGGGGUGUGGGCUGCUCAAUGCUGCUGACCUGCGCAGCAACAGCGCUCGCUCUCGGUGCAGUCAGCGCCUGGUGCCUAGCGCAGCUGGUACACUCAGCGCACUCGUUCCUGCCGUGGCUUCACUGCGCGGCCGCUGCAGUCCCGCCGUGUGCGGCGCGACACCGCUCACUGACCGCCGGCAGUGAGACACCGGCGCACUCCUUCUUCUUUAAUUUCGUGUUGAAACUGAGUCGAGACGGGCUAAAGUGCGGUCUCGGUAAGAUUGUGUGGGAGCUCACCGUCUACUACAUCAUCUGCUGGGUGCUCAUCUACUUGAUUGCUGUCAAGAGAGUUUACAGCUAUUCUAAGUUGGUAUUAUUUAAAGAUACGCUGGCGUUUUUCGUCUUGAUUUGCUCUGCGAUUGGCUGCCUCAACCUCGAUGGAGCUGGCAAUAUGUUCCAAUACUGUGAUUGGGGCGUGCUCUCCGAAGGAACACAGAUUUGGAGAGAAGCGAUAGAAUACUCUCUUAUCGAAAUGGCAGUCGGUCAAGGCACGCUAGUCAUGCUAGGGUCAUACUGCCCUCAACAGCAGCACAAGCUGUCUACAACCGCAUUACUUACGUUCCUAGCGGCUAAGGUCGGCUGUAUGACCAGCGCCUUAAUACUGGGAGCUACGCAUGGAGCGUUGAUGAAGGAUUAUGAAGUUAAUAGCACUCAUUUGUGGAGUGGCCCGUCUACUCCAAUGAUCCUGUGGGCAGACUUCGCGGCUCGUAUACCAGGCAGCCAGUUUUGGUCGGCCGUCAUUUUCUUCACGCUAUUUGUUCUCUCACUUUCUUUUGUGGCCUUAUUGGUGCAGACAAUAAUGUCUGCCUUCAUGAGCCACACCAUGCGUAAGAUCUCGUGGGCUCUGCUCAUCGCCAUCUGUAUCCUGUUCUGCUUCAUCGGAGUGAUGACUCUGUGUACACAGGGUGGGCUUUACGUGGUGACCUUCCUAAUGGACUGGCCAGUGACGCGGACGCGUACCGCCAUAGCGGGCAUAAUGGCGGCGUCCGUGAGCUACGCGUACGGCCAGACUGUCUUCUGCGAAGAUAUGUUCUUUGCCGUCGGCGAAUAUCCUGGCGUGUUCGUCAGGAUUUGCUGGGCGGCUGCACCGUUUAUACUCAUGAUGGCGUUCCUAUCGGGUUUGGCGGAGCCAUCGCAGUACGCCGCAGCGGGCUGGACGCUGGUCAUGUUCAUGCUGGCACCCAUCGCUUUUGUCGCUCUUAUUUAUCUAAUAUUCAAGUGCAGAGUUAGGAACAUCGUAAGCGAGAAAUGAACCGAAGAUGAAAAGACACGGAGCGGUCGUUGGAUUUACAUUUGCUGUGGCUUAAAUACCUAUUUUAUGACUCAAAUGUUUUAAAAGCCUAGCCUAUUAUUAAAGA
This is a messenger RNA of Leguminivora glycinivorella, 2682 nucleotides long. Its product is annotated as sodium-dependent serotonin transporter. Gene Ontology annotation, cellular component: membrane. Gene Ontology annotation, biological process: sodium ion transmembrane transport. The record is from RefSeq and is a predicted model, not a curated record. NCBI's taxonomy places the organism in Eukaryota, Metazoa, Arthropoda, Insecta, Lepidoptera, Tortricidae. The coding region runs from base 84 to 2576 and encodes 830 amino acids. The transcript has 16 exons.